Messenger RNA from Cavenderia fasciculata, 915 nucleotides. RefSeq lists its product as uncharacterized. Bases 1 to 915 code for a protein of 304 amino acids. The record is from RefSeq and is a predicted model, not a curated record. NCBI's taxonomy places the organism in Eukaryota, Evosea, Eumycetozoa, Acytosteliales, Cavenderiaceae. The transcript has a single exon.
AUGUUACUUCAUUUUUUUUAUCUAUAUACAACUACUAUGAAUAAAUUUAUAUUAUUAAAAAGAUUACCAUUAAUGGUAGAGAAUCAAAUCUUGAUGAUGUUGAUUGGUAGAGAAGAAACCAUUAUAGACAAGAAAUACAAGACAUUUAAUAUAGCAUUGUACAACCUAGCAAUGGUUUGUAAAGGUUGGUUUGAUUUGGUAUCAUCCAAUAUAACACAUGCAUCAUUCUAUAAAAACUAUAGUAACAGUCAUCAGGAGAGUUGUAUAGAGUCGGCAGUAGCAUUGAUAUUGGGUCAACAAUCGAGACAAUACUCUAUCAUUAAACAACUCUUGUCUGCAACAUUUCAAAGCAGAAUUCAUCCAGAUGAUGAAUUCUCUGAUAGAUUAUUACAAUCUCUUAUUGAUCGACAAGAGAUAAAUAUAGAUAAGCCAUCAUCAUCUACAUUGGAACAUAUACUCUAUAUUGAUAGUAGAACAGAUCACAAGUUUGCUUUAAAACUAAGAAAUGCAAUUGUUGCAAAUCCUCAAAUCACCUCGUUACACUCUGUUUCCAUUAGAUCAAAUUUUCAUACCAAACAGACAAGUCAGAGCGUACCAUAUAAUAUGACAGGAACAUUCAUUGGAUGGUUAAGAAAUUUUCCAAACAUUAAAACGAUAGCAUGUUAUUAUCGACCAAGUGAUCACCAAAGAAACGAAAUAUUACACAAUGCCUCAAUCAAUACAAAUGUUACCAAACUAUUAUUGGAUGUUGGAGCUUCCAUCACUACCCAAACACUCGAAAAUAUAUUUCGUCAAGAAUCCAACGUAGAGUAUUUUAAAGGAUCAACAACCAACACUGAAUCUGCCGGUAGAUUAGCAUCCGUGGUUGUGUCGUUGGCUAAGAAGGUCGUUGAUCUCUUUUUUAAUAAUAUAUGA